This is a messenger RNA of Coregonus sp. 'balchen', 5432 nucleotides long. The record is from the annotation of a GenBank genome assembly. Lineage: Eukaryota; Metazoa; Chordata; Actinopteri; Salmoniformes; Salmonidae.
GUGUGAGGAGUACCGCGAGGGCGCCCUGACUGGUGACCUGUGCGAGGACCUGUGCCUGAGCGGCCAGGUGGAGUACAAGCGCUGCCUCUACUACGAGAAUGGCAAGAAGGUGAUCGAGGCUCGGUGGCGUGGCACGCACGUAGUGCUCAAGUCCAAGCUGGAGAACUUCUCCUCCUACGAAAGCCUGGGCCUCCUGGAGUACCAGGACCCGGCCGAGGAGCUCGCUCCCCUGGACGUGGUCUUCUACGCCACCCUGGAGAUCAGGAACUCCCUGGGGCUGGACAUGGGUGGCAACGCCUCGCUGCCACCUCUGUGGGGCCAGAGGCUGAGGGAGCGCGGGCGGCCCUACUCGCGGGCAGAGCUGGCAUCGCUGUGGUCCCUGCUCCAGCAGGAGGAGUACAUCUUCCUGAGGGUGCUGCAGGACCUCAGCCGCCACGUGGCCAAGGUGCUGGGUUCCUGCGGACACUUCUACGCAGUCGAGUACUUGUCAGCGGGCCACGCCUGGGACCAGAACAUAUUCUCUCUGGAGGAGGUAUCGGCGGGCCCAUGGACGGCGAGGGACAUGGUGCACCGCAUCGCCCUCAGCUUCCUGGACAUGGCGUGGCGCUUUGACAAUGACUUCUCGCACCGCCUCCACCUGUGCGACAUCAAACCAGAGAACUUUGCCAUCCGGAAGGACCUUACGGUGAGCUGACCACGUUUGCACACACACACAUAUGAACACACUCACACACAGAGUACACCUAUAGACACACACGCAUAUGCUUCAAAGCAAUAAGUUGCUGACUCUUUCACACAGGAACGCUAAUACAGCAUGGAAGGCUUGUUUGGAGGGAAACCUGUCAUUAAAACUGUCCCAGAGCGGCUGCUGGUUACCCCUCACAGAUCUGAGAUUUGUUUCUCUUUAGUGGGGGAGUUCAGAUUCUUUCUGUGUAAACAAGAAAAGGUCAGAUUUAGCUCCCUUUUUUCACAGUAAGACAUUUAUUUAUCCAUGCAAUACUGCAGCACAUUGAUUCGCAGAGUGCAAACCGUUUGAUGAGAACAACGCGCCAUAUGAAGAAUGACGAGGCGCUAAGUUGUUUAAUUGUUUCCCACAAGGACAAAAACAGCCGGUUGUGCCAUUUAUCACAAUUAUAUUACUUUGCUUUUUAAGAUGGAGGAAGCCCAUGAUCCAGGCAACACACAGAGGAAUAGGAUUAGAGAUUUAUUUAAAUAUGCUUUGUGGGGAUACCCCCUAUGCAUUCAACAAAAUAAGUUUGUCUGAGUUUCACCUGAGUUUCUCUGUUUGAAACCUAUGUAUCUUUGGCUGACUCUGACCUAUCAAGGACUGAGAGCAAGGUGCAUAUACACCUCACGUUGCAUUUUUGUACCCCAAUUGUGCCAUCAGUGUGCCAAUAAUCGGUAUAAAACGUGUUGUAUUUCUGCUGAUGGGUGAUUCAAAGCAUAGAUAGAAAUCCAAAAUGAACUUUCUGAGUACCCUAGAUGAGACAAGGGGGGAAAAAAGGUAACAUCAUUAACACAAAAGCAUAGUGUUACAAUAGAGGGCAUUACGAUUUAUUAACAGUCCUCUCUGUUGGCACCAUUUUCAUUUGAUUUCCAUAAAAAUGAGAGAAACUUGCCAGGGCCAUAAAGAAUAAGCUGUUUGAGCAAUCAAUGAAAAACAUAUAUAUUAUCUUUAGAGUACGCCAAUUGCUCAUGUUGGCGGCGGCAUCCGAAACUGGAAAACAUUAGUUUGAUGAGGCCCUUGAUGAGAUAACCAUUGUUAUAGGGACACCAUUUAGUGUGCAAUGUGCGUAACAGUUAGCAUGCCAAUAUCCUAAUUACCCUUUGAAGUAAAAGAGAAACAUGCAAGAAAAAAGAAAGAUGGAAGCUUGUAUUUGGCUUGUGAAUGUUCUGACGAAAAAACAAUUGGGGUCAUGUUUUUUUCUCUGUGUAAUUGCGGGUAAGUUUACACUUUUUUGAAAGCAUAGAAAGUAAAAAGAUGACACUGUUUGAAAUUAAAUAUAACAUUAUCAUCCCUAUCAUGGUUUACAUAAACCGUGAGCUCAUUUGAUAGUGUGGACAAAGACCAGGAGAAAGGAGAGGAGUCCAAAGGAGGCUUGUUAUUGUCUACAUUUCUGCUGCUGCGUCAAUAAAAAAAAGUAUCCUUUCAAUCCCACCUUUCUUUUUGUUUCAAAAGUACAUGUAUAUAGCUCCAGGUGAUACUUUGUUUUUUACCGUGCAGCUGAUCCCUGCUUUAGUUUUCUCAUGUGAUAAUAAACAGAGGAAGGGAAAUCUCUAUCUAUGUUAUAUACUGGGGGGUAUAUAGAGAGGGUAGAGAGGGUGUAUUGUGUAUAUUAAAUGUUGGUGGGGUAUACAGUAUAGGGGCUAUAUUGUAUAUUAAAAGUAUAUUGGGAGUAUAUAUUUGGUUGGCUUGCGUCGUUGCAUUAUUAGUAGUGAGUGAUACAUAGAGAGUAUACCAAUUAUUAUCAUGUCUGUCAGAUCUACAGCUCCUUAAAACGCUAUGCUGAUUUGGCUGGACAUGAUGGAUGAGUGAAGAGCAAUGUCGAGAAUACCAUCUCUUAUUUUCACUGAUCACUAAGGGCUCUAUUCAGUCUGUAUCGCUGAAGUGUUACAGAUUGCGUGCUAGAAAUGUAAAGGUAAUUUCCGAUUGAGCCGACAUACCGUGAAUGCAGUCUCCUCGACCACGGAAACAUUGCCUUUAAUUAUCAAUCACGCUAUAAAGCUCAACUUCCGCGAUACGGAUUGAAUAGAGCCAUUAGACUAUCUACCUUUCAGAGUUCGACAUUGAGAGGUUUACAUUUUUUGGGUGUUCUGACAUGUUUGCUACAAAUCAGCUGUAGCUGACAUGAAGUGCUGUGGUGGAGUCAUUCCUCAUGGGCCAUCACUUAAGCAAAGAGGACGACGAUAUCAAGCCAUGCAGAUGAAACAGCAUCCCAACUCCCUUAAACAGACGCAUGUUUGUUUUUUUACUGUAUAAUUCCAUGUCAAUGAGAUUCAAAAUAUCUCCCAGAGCAAUAGUUGCAAUGUGGUUAUUCUUGAUUUAUUCCUUUCUCUUAAAAAAUGUAGAAGAACAAGUGGUGAAGGUAUAGGGAGAUAGAUGAAAGGGGGAAAGUAAGACUGAAAGUAGUGAACGUAAAUGAAGAUACUGAAAAUAAAUGAGGCUAUAUAAAAUAAAUGUGAUUGAUUGAUACGGGUAUUAAACCCUUGCCUGUGGGGUCAAUGUGAGCUCCGAAGUUGGCAGCAAUGCAACUCGAUCAGACUCCGGCACUUACGCCCUCUCUCUGUGCUGUUGUGCAGGUGGUGGCUAUAGAUGUGGACAUGGCUUUCUUCGAGCCCAAAAUGCGAGACAUCCUCAAGCAGAACUGCACUAAUGAUGACGACUGCAACUUCUUUGAUUGCAUCUCCAAAUGCAACAUGAAGACGAACAAGUGCAGCUCAAAGCGGAGAAAUAGCAACCUGCAGGUAAGUGUGAUUGCAUCGAAAUAUGAACGGUAUUCCAUAUUAUUUUCAACUCACUCUACAUCUCACCAUUAAGUAAGUUAUUCAAUUAUUGGGUUGGUUGCUCCUCUCAAGAGCUAUACUAGAGUACUCAACUUUUAAUUACUUUUAAUUAUGAAUGUGUAGUUGAGUGCUGCAAGGACUGUUAAUUGCUUAUGAUAACACUAUUGAAUUUCAGAGCAUGAUUAUAAUACAAGAAGCAACCCCAGGAUAGAUAAGACCUCAAGAGACCAUUUCCCACUUUCGCUGUAAACACAGCAGAAAUCACUUUCGCUGUAAACACAGCAGAUGUCAGCUUAAGCAGAAAUCACCUUUACGGCCGGGAUUCAAUACCAUCGCGUUUUGUCAGCGAAACACAUUUUAAAUGCUAUGUUUCCGCGUUUGCGAUCGGUUUGAAACCCGGUUUGAAACCCGGCCUAAAAGGCAAUGCAGUACAAAAGCGCAACAUGACUGCAAAAGAGACAGGUUGGAAUGUCUGACAGAAAUACUGGACAAAUUAACCUUUUUUGUAAAUUAGUGGUGUUUGAAUUUGUUGAUAAAAUGCAGGACAUGAUUGUUUGGUUGCGGGACGCUGGACAAAAGGCAAGGUCCCGCACAAUCCGGGACAUGUUGUCACCCUAGUCAAUACCUAGUCUUUGACAUAAUACGCAUCUAAUUGAUAAGUUGAAAUACUGUCGUCACUCAUAUUGCCGAAUGCUGUGGAGAAGCGGAGAGCUCCCAGACAAUGUCGCAUACGUGAUGACACCAGGUCCACCUCGAGGCCACAGGUGGCUGCUGCGAAUGAUACCUUUCCUCCGCUCCUGAUCACUUAUCGCGACCCUCGCUGACCCCUACCUCUCCAUUGUACUGCCUGCCAUCCGGGAGACAAUGGUGGCUUUGUCUUUAAACGAUUGCGGGGGUCAAGGAGACGAUUUGUGUCUCGGGGGCUCUCGUCCCCUUCAAACGGGCGUGUAAUAAGAAUAUGACUGAUGAUGGCCCCGGUGAUAAUGAAAUAAGAACUAAGGAACAGUAGGUCACUCUCACAAUGACCAACCCCCCUCCCCUUUUCUCUUGUCCACCCCUCUUUCUUCUCCUCUCUGACUGUCCACCUCUGUCAUCCCCCCUCCCCCACUUUCCUUGUGUUUCUGACUGUCCCCUACUCUUCUCUCUCCUCUCUGUUACCCCUCUUCCUCCUUUCCUCUUGGGUCUCUGACUGUCACCCCCUCUUCUCUCCUCCUUUCUUCGCUCCUCUCUGGACUGUCAUCCCCUCUUCUCUCCCCCUCUCUUCUGCUCUGGACAGGUGAUCUGUGAGAAGAUCUUCAGGCCCUGGUUCUCUCCCACGCUGCUGGGUGCCAAGGCGGGCCUCCCCCUCCAGGUGGACCUCCAGCGGGCGGUGCAGGAGUGCGCCGAGACGCCCUGGGGAGAGGACGAGGAGCGUGCCCAGGCCGUCCAGAAGCGCCUGCUGCACCUCCUUACGCGCCUUCUCCACCAGGGGACCUCCUCUGAGCGUGGGGGCGCAGAUGGAGAGGGCAUUCACUCCCACACAGCUCUUAACUUCUGAGACAUUGCACUGUUCACCAUCACAAAAACGAUACAGUGAAGAAACCAACUAUAUUGGCUACAUGAGACAGUUAUUUAAAGUGUUUAGAUGUUUUGUGAUGUGGUUCCUGCGGACUGAUACUGGUUGUUGAUGUAACAAAAGAUGCACUGAUGGUGGUAGCACUGACUAUGUGCCUUUAGUACCUACAGUAAGCAGACUAUGGCAGUUUCUGAGGUAGAACUCCAGCAUCUGCCAAUAAUUGGCGAUCUAUCAAGCAAGUAGUUCUUAUUUGAGUCAUCUUUACCUUAAAUAAAUGCAGAUACUUUCUUUGAACCCUUUUGUACAGUCGAUCUAUUACUAUGAUCUCAUGAUGAUCACUUUAAUAAAAAGCUACAGUGAGGGAAAAAAGUAU